AUUUAAAGGAUAAACUACGAUGUACAACAAACACCAUUCCAAUUUUAUUGAGGAAGCUUACUAAUAUUGAUGGAUAAAAAUCAAUGUUUGAGAAUAUUGAAAGUGGUGAAGUAAACGAGAGAACACAUCUUCUAGUCGAUCCUGUUAGUAAUAAUACAAAUAUACCAAGAGUGCACAGUGACGAUUAUGUUAAUCAAUAUGCAAAUUCUGAACCUAAGAAGACAGACGAACAAAGUGCAUUGAACAGAAUUCUACACGAAACAGCGGCAAAUGUAAUAGAUAUUGGCGCAUUGGAUUCACAUAAUUUAGAACAACACGAAUAUAUGGAUAGAUCUAGAGCUUAUGCAAAACGUAUAGAAGCAGGGGGCUUCAAAGUCCCCGAUCAUACUACGUGUCUUCUCAAGGAUAUUCCUGCACCUGAACGAAUACUCGCAUCAAAUCCGCUUGAUGCUGGAGAUCACGAACUUAUCACCGGGAUGCUCAAGAAUGCAGUAGCUGCAUUAAAUGAUAUCAAAGUAGAGCAUAAGGAAGAUUUGGUAGUUCCUUUCUUAUCGUGAUCUUACAGUAAUUCCAUCGACAGGAUACAUCACCCUGUCUAAAUGGAAUUAUUUUUGUCAAGAAACACAAAGUACGUAUCUUAUCGAACCGAGCUCGCAAUAAUUUUCAUUGAAUUUAAAACAACGAUGGAGCUUAUUUAAAAAUGAAUGUAAAGUCAAACAUUAAGCGUUAUGUUGUAUCAUAAUUAAGUUUGAACUAUAGGUCUGCUCUCAUAUAGAAUUAUAUCUAAAUGCUAAGUUUGAAAAAUGUUUUAAUGUAAUAUAUUAGUAAUCGAACGAAGUAAUUCAUUUGCUUUUUUCUUUAAUUUUGUUCAUAUAUAUAUAUAUAUAUAUAAGAAUAAUUAAUUUGAUAAGACUUUUGUAUAGCUUAUUUAUAAUCAUGCGUAUAAAAAUGAUUUAUUGACGUAGGGCAAAUUCAUAUUGCCUUUCGAUCUCGUUUGUUCCUUGCUAAACUACUUUAACACAUUUCAUUCUGUGAUUCUAGAAAAGACUAAGAGAAAUCUUUUGUUAAAGGUUUUCUACGGUUAACAGUUGAAAAUGUUGUUAAUAAAUAUGCGUUUUUAACGAGAUCGAAAAGACAGGGAUUUAUAUUAGGAAGAAAGAUAAGGUGUAUACUAUUUUAUCAUGGCUUCGAACUCCAAUCUUAAAUACGAAACGAUAGAAAUUUAACUGCUAUUAAAUAACAUUAUGAUAACGCAUAUAAAAUACAUUAUCAGACCAUUAAAAAAGAAAAGUUAUUACUAUAUAUAUAUUUUGGUCUCAUACACACGAAAAAACAUAUGGUCGAGUGCACUUUUAAGAAAAAAAAAACAGAAUCCUAUAGAUAAUAAUGAAAUAAAUGUUAAAAGUCUGUUUUAUUGAAAUAGUUGUACAAACGUUUUGUAAACACGAUUGUGAUUAUCAGUCGAAGCUAAGAAUAAAUCUUAUAUAUAUAUAUUCACCUAAUGUAUCUUUUGCCUGUUGAAAAACGUGUACUUACAUGUACUGUAUAUUUUUUAUUGAUAGAAAAUCAUAGUAAUAUUGUAUAUCGAGAUAAUCAUUACUUAUCAAAAUUAUGAAUACCUGGCCUUAUAAUAAACAUAUAAUGCUUAUAGAAAUUGUUCUCAAUGAUUGCUUGUAAAAUAAAACUAAUUAAUAAGGAUUAAAAAUUUACACUGCCACAUAAAUUUAGACGAAUUAGAAUGACCAUUUUUUUGUAGUUAAAUAAAAUAAAUCUAAAAUAAA
This is a messenger RNA of Polistes canadensis, 1781 nucleotides long. RefSeq names its product ragulator complex protein LAMTOR1 (gene Lamtor1). Lineage: Eukaryota; Metazoa; Arthropoda; Insecta; Hymenoptera; Vespidae. Gene Ontology annotation, cellular component: late endosome membrane; lysosome; Ragulator complex. Gene Ontology annotation, biological process: cholesterol homeostasis; regulation of receptor recycling; lysosome organization. The transcript has 5 exons. Gene Ontology annotation, molecular function: guanyl-nucleotide exchange factor activity; molecular adaptor activity. The coding region runs from base 84 to 557 and encodes 157 amino acids. The record is from RefSeq and is a predicted model, not a curated record.